GUGCUGCCAGGGCUUCCCACAGGGCUUGGGGGCUCCGUGGGGAUUGCAGGCAGGACAUUUCCCUGGAUUUCUGCCUCCCCAGGAGUUGAGAUGGUGCGGUGGCUCUACCUGUCGGGGCUGGUGUUUGCUGUGCUCAUCCCGGCCGGAUGGCAGCUGUCUCCCGAGGACUUGGAGGACCUGUCCAGGUGGGAGUUGUUCGGACCCCAGAACUCCCAGAGCUUCCCAUCCCACAUCAAGCGACACUCAGAGGGGACCUUCACGAGUGACUUCACGCGGUACCUGGACAGGAUGAAGGCCAAGGACUUCGUGCAUUGGCUCAUCAACACAAAGAGGUGCCUGGAACAGGGAGGGAUUGUGCUGGGAAACAACCGCCCACCACCCCAGCCCUGA
Parus major (Great Tit) is the source of this 390-nucleotide messenger RNA. RefSeq names its product glucagon-like. Gene Ontology annotation, molecular function: glucagon receptor binding; hormone activity. Gene Ontology annotation, cellular component: extracellular region. Gene Ontology annotation, biological process: negative regulation of apoptotic process; adenylate cyclase-modulating G protein-coupled receptor signaling pathway; positive regulation of insulin secretion involved in cellular response to glucose stimulus. Lineage: Eukaryota; Metazoa; Chordata; Aves; Passeriformes; Paridae. The transcript is spliced from 2 exons. The record is from RefSeq and is a predicted model, not a curated record. Bases 91 to 390 code for a protein of 99 amino acids.